Molecule: messenger RNA, 914 nt
Organism: Pleuronectes platessa (European plaice)
Lineage: Eukaryota; Metazoa; Chordata; Actinopteri; Pleuronectiformes; Pleuronectidae
Gene: tafa5l
Product: TAFA chemokine like family member 5, like
Exons: 3
Coding region: 522-914 (130 amino acids)
Source: RefSeq, a predicted model, not a curated record
GUAGAGUCGCACGGAGCCGCGGCUCGGCGCAGCAGAAGUUGCUCGGGAAGGGAAAUACUGAGGAUGACAAGAGUGCGGAGCCCGGCCGAGGAGAUGAGGGGGGUGCUGAGCGGCUGAUUUCUCUCCCAGCAUCAUCCAGAUCUCUCUCCCUGUGAGGAUCCAAACUGCGGGCGGCUGCUCACUCCUCUGCCUCUACACUCUUCCAGGUCUUUGCAGGAGCCCGACGGAGGAUCUCAGCUCCUGGAGCCACAGCUGCGUAAACUUGGCCAGGGUCUGGUGACAUUGAAGCCUCCGUGAGCGCGCGCCGAGCCGCCUGGGUGGAUAUGUGGCUCAACGAGGGCAUUUGAGCAGCAAAAAGGGGGGAUUACUAUCAGUCCCUCUCUUAUUAUAACCUCAAAAUGGAUGCCGACAACAGGCUGCGGAGACGCCACUGGAUUAGCCCCUCUUGCGCUCAUCUGCUUGACAUCUAAACGGCACAGGCGUUCAAAGUUUGGAUAAUCGGAGAGGCUGAAAGGUGCAGGAUGCAGUCUGGAGUGAAGACGCUCUCCGCAGGUGGAGGUGCGUCACUCUGCUGCCUGCUGCUCCUCUGGCUCAUCUACUCCCAUCUGCUUAGAGAGGGCCAGUUGGCGGUGGGAACCUGUGAGAUAGUGAUGCUCAACAGAGACAGCAGCGUUCCCAGACGGACCAUUGCCAGGCAGACGGCCCGCUGCGCCUGCCGGAGAGGCCAGAUUGCCGGGACCACAAGGGCGAGGCCGGCCUGUGUAGACGCGCGGAUCGUGCGGAGCCGCCAGUGGUGCGAGAUGGCUCCCUGCAUGGAGGGGGAGGUCUGCAGCCUCCUGUUCAACCGAUCCGGCUGGACCUGCACCAGGGGCAGCGGUCGCAUCAAGACCAUCACGGUAUUUAACGAGACGUGA